Messenger RNA from Saccostrea echinata, 1102 nucleotides. RefSeq lists its product as uncharacterized. The transcript is spliced from 2 exons. Bases 1 to 1101 code for a protein of 366 amino acids. Lineage: Eukaryota; Metazoa; Mollusca; Bivalvia; Ostreida; Ostreidae. The record is from RefSeq and is a predicted model, not a curated record.
AUGAAACUUUGUAAAAGAUGCACAUUCCAAAAGUAUUGUUCAGUUGAUUGUCAAACGAAAGAUUGGCCAAGACACAAACCUAACUGUGUCAAGAGAGAAACAAUUAAAAACUGUCACACUAAAUGCCCUGUAGACCUAAAAACCUCUCCUAUAUGUGCAAAUUGCAGGAGAGAAAACAGUUUCCUUCAAUGCAUACAUUGCAGUAGAGUUUAUUAUUGUUCCCAACUUUGUCAAAAGAAAGAUUGGACCAAACAUAAGACUUUUUGCAAAGUACACAAAUUUAAGGAAAAGAAUGAAACAUUGAGCGCCAUCGAGUGUUCCCAGCUAGGUCUUGUGACACCCGAAGAGCACAGAGGAAGGAAUCCAAACGACUCUAAAUGUUCUCUCUCGCCAGAAUGGAUGUCAGGAGAAUAUUUUAACAAUUUUACCUGCAAUCAUUGUGAAAAUAACACCUGCAAAACUUCAUGUCCUUUGUGUAAAGCUGUUUUCUACUGUUCGGAAACAUGCAGAAAUCUAGAUGAACCAAAUCACAAGAAAAAUUGCGAUUAUUUUCAGUUCUAUGAAAUGACCAUCUACGAUCGCGAUAUCUCUUUUAGAUGUGUGUCUAGUAAUCCGAACUCUAUCUAUUCACCAAAACAUGCCUUUUUUGACCAUAUGAAGAAUCCUAUGCUUGUGAGAGAUGGCGCAGAUUUAACAUUAAUUGUCGAACGAACACCUGAAUCAGUGAAGACUGCCGUAGAAAAAUCAAAAGAAUUGUUUCCAGCUUUUAGUUUGAUAACCCGACUUCGAGAAAUACCUCUUGAGAAAACAACUUUAAGAGAAUCCAAUAUCUGUACCAUUCCAAAUAUGUUUUUGUUGUAUAUAAGAAGAUUCCACGACUACCGAGGGCGGCAUAACGUUUAUCUACAGGAUUCGGAUAGAUGGGAGAUUUACGUGAGCUUUUAUUUACCCAACGACGAUCCAACUCCAUACUUUGAAUGGAACGAUUUGGUGCCAGGAAAAUUCAUCGUCAUCUUGUUUCCAUGUAUCCAUUUCUUCCGUGAUGAAACUGUCGGAAUACGUGUAGACAAACCGAAAAACGUUAAAGUCCUUGAUGUGUAAG